CUAGCAACGACCCUAGCAACGGAACGGGUUUUCGCUGAGGACUACAUGUUAACGUAUGACUAUCUUUCCCCAAUAUGAGUUUUGUGAAGAAGAAAAGAAAUAUUACAGACAGCCAAGCACCAUUUCCACCAAGUCCACCGCAGGUCCCUAGAAAACAGCCGUGGCUGGAAACAAAACCGUCGUUUUCUCUGUAUCCUCCACCGAAGCAGAAAUCUGAAGGACUCGAAGCAGGUUUGGGGUUCAAUACUCAAGACGCGUUGAGGGACAGUGGACCCGGGCAAAGUUAUGGCGGAACCCAUAACCGGUUCCAGAGCAGGACGGCAGGACGACGUGUCCCCAGGACGUCCAGCAGUGUCCUCACACAACUCCGUAAAACUCCGGUCAAUUCCACGUGCCCGCUGGAAAAGGAGGAGGACAGUGACUCUCCAUCAUGUGGCUCUCUCAAAUCUACAGGAGAGGCUAAACGUAAAAAGACCUAUAACUACUACAUCCAGAGAGGGAUAGAACUUGGGAACGUGGCUCCUCUGGAGGAAUCUAGCCUGCAGAAUAUUGACGAAAUGAUCCCCUGCCGCCUGAAAAGCCGGAGCGUACCCCAGAAGUUGCUGGUUAAUGAGAUCAAGGAGGACUAUUUGCUCAGCGUCAAGGCAGCAAUCUUGAAAUAUACACUUGGAGAUUUAAAGGGAAGUGACAAAGACAAAGUAAAAGAGCGGCCCCCGCACAGACUUGAGGUGGAAAUGGUGCCAAAGCCAUGGAACAAAUCAUUUAUCCAUGCGCGAAAGAGGAUGAGCGAUAAGCUUCACUCCAUCAACCCCAUUAUGCUACAAACGAUGGGCCUUUGGCACGUCUCUUACAAAACGCUCCGUCUGAUAGAUGUACAAGAGUUCCACAGCAGAAAGGAGUCCAUUGAGCUGUCCGUGUUUCAGCAGAUUGUCACCCGACAUGUUGAAAAUGCCAGAGGAAUUCUUCUCAAAAAUUGGGUUCCUGAAGUGCAAAACAUUUACUACCAAGGGUACAGACGCAAACUGGUGCCUUCCUCCAACAACAUGGCCAAAAUUCAAUCAUUCUUCAACUGCGCAGGUGCACUGAUGACCUCCCAGCUACAGAAUCUUGCAUUAGACUCAAUGAGCGACUAUACGCGUCUUCUUUCGAAAGACCCGCAUUCACAUCGAGCCAGUGAGCACCCAGGUUUUGUUCUGCAUCUUAUCCUACAAGACAAAGAAAUCAAGUUUGAGCCUGCCCUCGAAAUAUAUGAAGAGGUCCUGCUUAAGGUCUAUGAGUUAAUGCUUAUGUCUGUCAGCGCGGUACCUCGCUUGGAAAGCCAACUGCACCCUGAGUGGCCAGUUUCCCAGCUUGAAAGCACCCUGAAGCCCAUCAUCCUUCCAGAGAUCCUUCAAGCCCAGCAGGAGGAGGUACGCGAGGUGUUCUGGUCCGAGUGUGUCAGGCCCAAGGAGUUUGUCCACGAGUAUGAUAAAUAUGCUACGCUAGUGUCCAGGGAGGCAGAGGAAGAUGUGGAGCAGUUCCUUAGUGAACAGCACUCCUUCCAGGAAAUAAUGUCAGAGGUGAUACACUACCAGCAGCUUACCGACCAGAUCCAGAGCUCAUCAUGCAAGGUGGUACAGCUUGGCAUGUUUGAGGUUCAGUCCCAUAAACUCAUCCACUCCCUUGUUAACCGGGCUCAGGAGCUACAAACAAAACUGGUUGCACGGAUGCUACAGGACCAUCAAGAAGUCAACAGAAAGCUCUGUGAUGAAUUUAAGAACAUUUCGGAGAAGGCACUGAGCACACCACCUGAUACUCAGAAACUAAUGGAGCUUAAGACAUACAUUAAUACGGUGGAGACCGUAGAGAUGCCGCUGUUGGAGCAAAGAUUGGCAGACUCCAACAAACAUUUGUGUUUCCUGAUGGACUUCUUCACCUUCUCGCCUCUUGACAUGGAGCUCAACACAAAGACCGUCCAGUGGUUUAAACGUAUGCCGUCCAUCUUUAGGGAACACAGACAGAUAAUAACAGAAAAGACGGAGCAAUAUCAAAGUGGACUCAAGAUGUGCCGUGAGCGCUUUGUGGAAGAACUGGAGAGCUACAGUUCACAGGUGGAGGAGUUUGUGGGCUUUGGUGAUCUGACUGAUCUCAGCAUAUACCUAAAGAAAGCCCAGGUCCUCAAUGGCAAACUGGAGUUAGCCAUGGAAAAGAUUAAUGAUUUCAAUCUAGAAGAGGAGGCCUUUGGCUGGUCUAUUUCCCAGUAUCCGCAACGCAAAAAGAUCCAGGAGAAGCUGACACCAUUCCUGAACCUCUAUGAGACAGCUACUGAAUUUCUAAAACAAUAUGAGCUGUGGCUUCAUGGGCCACUCUCCGGAGUGAACCCAGACAAGGUAGAAGGUGAUGUCAGUAACUACUGGCGCAAUCUAUAUAAGCUGGAGAAAGGCUUCAGUCAAGUACCCAAUGCCCUGAACAUAGCCACCACAGUAAAGGCCCAGGUGGAGGACUUCAAGGAUCACAUUCCAAUGGUGCAGGUACUAUGCAACCCAGGCCUGCGCCCACGCCACUGGGAUGCUAUGUCGGAGUUGGCUGGCAUUGCCCUGCAGAUGCCUGAGGACCAGGCCUCUGUGUCUCGCUUCCUAUCUUUACAUUUGGAUGAGCACUUGAGCAGUUUUGAAGGCAUCAGUGAGGCGGCCAGUAAGGAGUACUCCUUGGAGAAGGCCAUGGAGAAAAUGGCAAGUGAGUGGAGUGAAAUGGAGUUCAGCCUCCUCGCCUACCGAGAGACAGGCACCCACAUCUUGUCGUCCGUGGAUGAAGUGCAGAUGCUGUUGGAUGAUCACAUUGUGAAGACACAAACCAUGAGAGGCUCGCCCUUCAUUAAGCCUUUUGAGGUAGAAAUACGGGAGUGGGAGGGAAAGUUGCUGCUUCUCCAAGAGAUCCUGGACGACUGGUUAAAGGUUCAGUCCACUUGGCUUUAUCUGGAGCCAAUAUUCAGCUCUCCAGACAUCAUGACUCAGAUGCCUGAGGAGGGACGCCGUUUCACAGCUGUUGACAAAACAUGGAGGGACACCAUGAAACAAGUCUCUCUGGACAAGCAUGUGUUGGCAGUAAUAGCCAUUGACAAGAUGCUGGAGAGGCUUAAAAAGUCAAAUGAGUUUCUGGAAAUGAUCCUCAAAGGUCUCAACAACUACCUGGAGAAGAAACGUCUCUACUUUCCUCGGUUCUUCUUCCUCUCAAACGAGGAGCUGCUGGAAAUCCUCUCUGAGACCAAAGAUCCCACGAGGGUGCAACCCCAUCUGAAGAAGUGCUUUGAAGGCAUUGCCAGUGUGAUGUUCACUGAUGUGCUGGAUAUCACCCACAUGAAGAGCAGUGAGGGUGAAAUGGUGCAGCUCCUGGAUAUCAUUUCCACAUCCAAAGCCAGGGGCCAGGUGGAAAAAUGGCUUUUAGAACUGGAGAAUGGAAUGAUUGCCUCCCUGCACAAGGUAAUAGGAGAGGCUAUUGAGGCCUACCCCAGUGAGCUGAGGAUCAACUGGGUGCGUGCUUGGCCAGGUCAGACCGUGCUGUGUGUCUCACAGGUCUACUGGACAAAACAUAUCCACGAAGCUAUCAGUUCAGGACAGAAGGCUCUAGAUGCCUACCUGGAGCAGAACAACAGGCAGAUUGAUGACAUUGUGGCUCUUGUACGUGGAAAGCUGUCCAAGCAGAACCGUGUGACUCUCGGAGCCCUUGUUGUGCUGGACGUCCAUGCCAGGGAUGUUUUAGCAGUACUCGUGCAAAAGGGAAUAAGUGACGAGAACGACUUUGAAUGGCUCAGCCAACUGCGCUACUACUGGGUGGAGAACCACCUUCAGACCAAGAUGAUCAAUGCUGGUUUGCCUUAUGGCUAUGAAUACCUGGGCAACACUCCACGUCUAGUCAUCACUCCGCUCACUGACCGCUGCUACCGCACUUUAUUUGGUGCCCUCCACCUCCAUUUGGGAGGGGCCCCAGAGGGCCCGGCUGGUACAGGAAAAACAGAGACAACCAAAGACUUGGCCAAAGCUGUAGCCAAGCAGUGUGUGGUAUUCAACUGCUCUGAUGGACUAGACUAUAUCGCUUUGGGCAAAUUCUUCAAAGGCCUAUUGUCCUGCGGAGCUUGGGCCUGCUUUGAUGAGUUUAACCGCAUUGACUUGGAGGUGCUGUCUGUGGUGGCUCAACAGAUUCUCACCAUACAGAGAGGAAUCGCUGCCCAUAGUGAGAUGCUGUUGUUUGAAGGGACAGAGCUAAAACUGGACCCAUCUUGCGCUGUCUUCAUCACUAUGAAUCCUGGUUAUGCCGGACGUUCUGAGCUGCCAGACAACCUCAAGGCCCUCUUCAGAACUGUUGCCAUGAUGGUACCAGACUAUGCAAUGAUUGCAGAGAUCGUGCUCUACUCAUGCGGUUUUGUGACUGCGAGGCCUCUUUCAGUGAAAAUAGUGGCCACUUAUCGACUCUGUUCAGAGCAGCUGUCUUCACAGCAUCACUACGACUACGGAAUGAGAGCUGUUAAAUCUGUGCUAACUGCUGCUGGAAACCUCAAGCUCACAUUUCCAGAGGAGAAUGAAGACACCCUGUUGCUGAGAUCCAUUAUUGAUGUAAAUCUGCCCAAGUUCCUGGACCAUGAUCUGAAGCUUUUUGAGGGUAUUACCUCCGACCUCUUCCCGGGGGUCCAGCUCCCCAAGCGUGACUAUCGUGUCCUUCUGGAAGCUAUCGAGGAAAACUGCAAGCGUAUGAACCUUCAAGUCACAGAAUUCUUUAUUGAGAAAAUCCUCCAAAUCUUUGAGAUGAUGAUAGUGAGGCACGGUUUCAUGCUGGUGGGGGAACCCUUUGGAGGGAAGACCAGUGCCUACCGUGUGCUAUCAGCAGCCCUUCAUGAUGUCUUCGAAAAGGGUUUGAUGGAUGAGAACCAGGUACAGAUCACAGUAAUCAAUCCCAAAUCCAUUACCAUGGGCCAGCUGUAUGGCCAGUUUGACCCCGUCUCUCAUGAGUGGUCUGAUGGCAUCCUCGCUGUCAGCUAUAGAUCCUUCGCUGCCUCUCAGAGUCCCGACAGGAAGUGGCUUAUCUUCGAUGGACCGGUGGAUGCUGUGUGGAUCGAGAAUAUGAACACGGUACUCGACGACAACAAGAAGCUUUGUCUGAUGAGCGGUGAGAUCAUUCAAAUGUCACCACAAAUGAGCCUCAUCUUUGAGCCCAUGGACUUGGAGGUGGCAUCACCAGCUACGGUGUCUCGCUGUGGCAUGAUAUACAUGGAGCCACAUAUGUUAGGCUGGCGGCCUCUUAUGCUGUCCUGGCUCAACACCCUGCCAACUACAGUAAAUGCCGUGCACAAAGACCUCGUCACUGCCCUCUUUGACCGCAUACUGCCAGCCUGCCUUCAACUCAUCCGAAAGGCCACCAAGGAGCUGUCCCCGACUUCUGAUGCCAAUCUGGUGAAGUCCCUGAUGAAUCUGAUAGACUGCAUGAUGGAGGAAUUUCAUGAUGAAGCAAAAAUGAAGAGCAUGAAUGAAAAAGAUGUUUGCUCCUGGUUGGAGGGCAUCUUUGUGUUCUGCCUGGUGUGGUCAGUGGGUGCCAGCUGUGAUGAUUUGGGCCGGAUCAAGUUUGAUGCAGUGGUCAGAGAGAUACUGACUGGCCCCUUAAGUGAGGAGACCAAGGCCCAACAUGGCAUUCUGGCCAGUGUUGAGGCUCCACCUAAACAGCUCACAGUACCCGUGCCCGCUGAGGGAACAGUCUACCAGUAUCGCUUCAUUAAAGAGGGCCCAGGCAGGUGGGAGCUUUGGACAGAUUUGUUAAAGACUGCUCCCUCCAUAACAAAGGACAGGCAGUUCAAUGAGAUCAUUGUGCCCACGGAGAACACAGUGCGUUACAUGGCACUGAUGGAUCUCCUCGUCACUCACCAGAAGCCCACUAUUUUCAUCGGCCCCACUGGUACCGGCAAGAGCGUCUACAUCACAGACUUCCUGUUGAAUCAGCUGCAGAAGGAUGUGUACAGCCCACUAUUCAUCAACUUUUCAGCUCAGACUACAGCAGCCCAGACACAAAACAUUAUCAUGUCCAAGUUAGAUAAGCGACGCAAAGGCGUGUUUGGCCCUCCGCUGGGGAAGAAAAUGGUGGUGUUUGUGGAUGAUGUGAACAUGCCAGCCAGGGAGGUUUAUGGCGCCCAGCCCCCCGUGGAGCUGCUGCGCCAGUGGUUGGACCACUGGAACUGGUAUGACAUGAAGGACUGCUCUAUGAUCAACUUGGUGGACAUCCAGGUCAUGUGUGCUAUGGGGCCACCUGGUGGAGGUCGCAACCCAGUCACUCCUCGGUAUCUGCGCCACUUUAAUAUGAUCACCAUUAAUGAUUUUGAUGAGAAGACGAUGUAUACAAUCUUUUCAAGGAUCAUAGAUUGGCAUUUCACCAUACGGUUUUCCUUCCCCAAGCCAUUUGCAGCUUUGACCUCUCAGGUCGUCAAUAGCACUAUGUCAGUGUACCAAGAGGCCACCAAGAACCUGCUACCGACCCCGGCAAAGUCCCAUUACUUGUUCAAUCUGCGUGAUGUCUCCCGGGUUAUCCAGGGCAUCUGCUUGUCACGGCCAGAGACUGCAGAUGAACCAUCUGUCAUCAAACGGCUCUGGGUACACGAGGUCCUGCGAGUAUACUAUGAUCGUCUGGUCCAUGACGCAGAUCGCUCCUGGCUAGUAAGUCAUUUACAGGUCGUGACUCAGAAACAAAUGCAGGAGAAUUUCCAUCAGCUCUUCCAGCAUCUGGACCAGGACCACGAUGGAACGGUUACUGAGGACGACUUGCGCAGCCUUAUGUUUUGUGACUUUCACGACCCCAAGGGUGAGGACCGCAGCUACCGUGAAGUACACAACCUAGAUCAGCUCCGUCAGGUUGUAGAGUCACACCUGGAGGAGUAUAACACCAUCAGUAAAGCAGCUAUGAACCUGGUGCUCUUCCGUUUCGCCAUCGAGCACGUAUGCCGCAUUUCCCGCAUCCUCAAACAGCCAAGUGGCCACGCCCUUCUGGUGGGUGUGGGCGGGAGCGGCCGCCAGUCUCUCACCAGGCUGGCUGCCUACAUGGCUGAGGCAGAGCUUUUCCAGGUGGAAAUCUCCAAGACCUAUGGAACCACUGAAUGGCGUGACGACCUGAAGCUAAUCAUGAGGAAGUCAACGCAGGGUGAAGCUCAUGCCGUGUUCCUCUUUACAGACACUCAGAUCAAAAUGGAGUCAUUCCUGGAGGACAUUGGUAAUCUGCUUAACACUGGUGAGGUUCCUAACUUGUUUGCUGUUGACGAGAAGCAGGAAAUCUGCGAGCGAAUGCGUGUGCUGGACCGGCAACGUGACCGCGACAAACAGACAGACGGCAGCGUCUUGUCCCUUUUCAACAUGUUUGUAGAGCGCUGUCGCACACAGCUGCAUGUGGUGUUGGCUAUGAGUCCCAUUGGAGAUGCAUUUAGGGAUCGUUUAAGACGUUUUCCCGCCCUCAUUAACUGCUGCACUAUCGACUGGUUCCAGACCUGGCCGGAGGACGCCCUGCAGGCUGUGGCCUGCCGCUUCCUGGAGGACGUUGAGAUGACUGAUGAGGCCCGAGAAGGCUGCAUCAAUAUGUGCAAGAGCUUCCACACCUCAACCAUUGAUCUGUCAGUCCGAUUUUUGAAUGAGCUUCAGCGCCACAAUUAUGUCACACCAACCUCAUACCUGGAGCUAAUUUCCACCUUCAAAGCACUGCUGAAGACAAAAAGAGCUGAGGUGAUGAAGCUGAAACGCCGCUAUGAGGUUGGUCUUGAAAAGCUGGAGUCAGCAGCAGACCAAGUGGCUACUAUGCAAGUUGAGCUAGAGGCUCUACAACCACAGCUGCUUGUUGCUAGCAAAGAAGUAGAUGAGAUGAUGGUGGUGAUUGAACAUGAAUCUGUGGAGGUGGCUGAGACAGAGAAGGUGGUGAAAGUGGAUGAAGCCAUAGCUAAUGAACAGGCCAUGGGUGCCAAGGCCAUCAAAGACGAGUGCGAUGCUGAAUUGGCUGAAGCCAUGCCAAUCCUGGACUCAGCCCUAGCUGCACUGAAUACUCUGACCACUCAGGAUAUCACAGUGGUGAAGUCCAUGAAAAGCCCACCUACAGCUGUCAAGCUGGUUAUGGAGGCAAUUUGCAUUCUCAAAGGCCUCAAGCCAGAUCGUGUGCCGGAUCCCUCUGGCUCUGGUAAAAAAGUGGAAGACUAUUGGGGACCAGCCAAGAAGCUUCUGGGAGACUUGAGAUUUCUCCAGAGCCUCCACGAGUAUGAUAAAGACAACAUCCCACCAAAUCUUAUCGCCGUCAUCCGCAAUAAGUACAUCACCAAUCCAGACUUUGUACCUGAGAAGAUUAGAACUGCAUCCACUGCAGCAGAGGGCAUGUGUAAGUGGGUUUGUGCCAUGGAAAAAUAUGACAAAGUGGCCAAGGUGGUGGCUCCAAAAAAGGAGAAGCUGGCUCAGGCUGAAGGAGAGCUGAAGGUGGCCAUGGAGAGCUUGCAGAAGAAGCAGGCCGCCCUCAAAGAAGUCCAAGAUAAGCUAGCAAAGCUUCAGGAGACUCUGGAUGCUAAUAAAAACAAGAAAGCUGACCUGGAGAAUCAGGUGGAUAUGUGCAGUAAGAAGCUGGAGCGCGCUGAGCAGCUGAUCGGAGGCUUGGGUGGGGAAAAGACACGCUGGAGUGAAAUGGCCUCCGAUCUCGGAACACUCUACAAUAACCUGACUGGGGAUAUCAUUAUCUCAGCAGCCAUAGUGGCUUACCUGGGCGCCUUCACCUCCAGCUACAGACAGGAUCAGACAGAGGAGUGGAUUAAUCUUUGUAAGAGCAGAGAAAUCCCGUGUUCAUCCAACUUGUCUCUCAUGAACACGCUGGGCGACCCAGUAAAGAUUCGCGCAUGGACCAUUGCCGGGUUACCUUCAGAUAGUUUCUCCAUCGACAACGGUAUCAUCAUCUCCAACGCCAGGCGGUGGCCUCUGAUGAUCGAUCCCCAAGGCCAGGCCAACAAGUGGGUGAAAAACAUGGAGAAACCCAAUAGGCUUCACAUUAUUAAAUUGAGCGAUGGUGACUUUGUACGCACUCUGGAGAACUGCAUCCAGUUUGGUACCCCAGUACUCCUGGAGAAUGUUGGAGAGGAGCUGGACCCCAUUCUCGAGCCUCUUCUGCUGAGACAGACCUUUAAACAGGGUGGUGCCAUGUGUAUCCGUCUGGGAGAUUCUACUAUUGAAUAUGCUCCAGAUUUCCGUUUCUACAUCACUACAAAGCUACGCAACCCUCACUACCUGCCUGAGACCUCUGUCAAGGUGACACUGCUAAAUUUCAUGAUAACCCCAGAGGGCAUCCAAGAUCAGCUGCUGGGCAUCGUGGUGGCUCGGGAGAGGCCUGAUCUGGAAGAAGAGAAACAAGCUCUCAUCCUACAAGGUGCAGACAACAAAAGACAACUGAAGGAGAUUGAGGACAAAAUCUUAGAGGUGCUUUCUUCCUCUGAGGGCAACAUUCUGGAGGAUGAGACGGCCGUCAAGAUCCUCUCCUGCUCCAAGGUGCUGGCCAAUGAAAUCACAGAGAAGCAGGCUGUAGCUGAGGUGACAGAGCAGAAGAUUGAUGAAACCCGCAUGGGCUACACACCCAUUGCCAGGCAUUCUGCCAUCUUGUUCUUCACCAUUGCUGACUUGGCUAACAUCGAACCUAUGUACCAAUACUCCCUCACCUGGUUUAUUAACCUCUUCAUCAGCUCCAUUGACAGCUCAGACAAGAGUGAGGAUUUGGAUCAGAGACUGCAGAUCCUGAGAGACCACUUUACCUACACACUCUAUGUCAAUGUGUGUCGCUCGCUGUUUGAGAAGGAUAAGCUGCUCUUUUCCUUCUGCCUCAAUGUCAGUCUGCUCAUGCACAACAAGCAGGUGGAUGAGGGGGAGUGGCGCUUCCUUCUAACGGGUGGUGUUGGCCUGGAUAACCCCCACUCAAAUCCCUGCACCUGGCUCCCGAAGAAGUCUUGGGACGAGAUAUGCCGCGUGGAUGAGAUGGAAAGUUUCAAAGGUCUGCGUCAGGCCCUGACUCAGCUCAGAAAUGAAUGGAAAUCUGUAUAUGACAGCCCAAGCCCCCAUCAGACUCCUUUCCCUGGCGUGUGGCAGGAGAAGCUGAGCAAGUUUCAGAAAAUGCUGGUGAUCCGUUGUCUCAGACCAGAUAAGGUUAUUCCCAUGGUACAAGAAUACGUUUCAGACAGUUUGGGUCGUCCUUUUAUUGAAGCACCACCCUUCAACCUAAGUAAGGCCUUUGUUGACAGCCAUUGCUGUGCCCCCCUCAUCUUCAUCCUCUCCCCCGGCUCAGACCCCAUGGCUGCUUUGCUGAAGUUUGGAGAUGAAAAGGGGUUUACUGGUAACAAGCUGACCUCCCUCUCCCUGGGCCAAGGCCAGGGUCCGAUUGCCAUGCGUAUGAUUCAGACAGGCAUUAAAGAGGGCACCUGGGUAGUCCUACAGAACUGCCACUUGGCCACUUCAUGGAUGUCAACACUGGAGAGAGUUUGCGAGGGACUGAACCCAGAUACCACCCACCCAGACUUCAGACUGUGGUUGACCAGCUACCCGUCCCCUACUUUCCCUGUGGCCGUGCUCCAGAAUGGGGUGAAGAUGACCAACGAGGCUCCAAAGGGCCUUCGCGCCAACAUCGCACGCUCCUUCUUAAUGGACCCCAUUUCAGACCCAGAAUUUUUUGGCAGCUGUAGCAAACCGGCUGUGUUCAAGAAGCUGCUGUAUGGCCUGUGUUUUUUCCACGCCCUGGCCCAGGAGAGGAGAAAGUUUGGACCUUUAGGCUGGAACAUUCCUUAUGAGUUCAAUGAGACCGACCUCCGGAUCUCUGUACAGCAGCUACACAUGUUCCUGGAACAGUACCAGGAAGUGCCAUUUGAUGCCAUACGUUACAUGACCGGGGAGUGUAACUAUGGUGGACGGGUAACAGAUGACUGGGACAGAAGAACUCUGCGCACAAUCCUCUCUAUCUUUUACACCUCAAAAAUGAUCGAGGACCCUGACUAUAAAUUUGACCCCAGUGGCCUCUACUAUGCACCUGCUGAAGGAGAUUACAACAGCUAUAUAGAGUACACCAAGGCGUUGCCGCUCAACCCAUCGCCGGAGAUUUUUGGCAUGAACGCCAACGCAGACAUCACCAAGGAUCAGGCCGAGACACAGCUACUGUUUGACAGCAUCUUGCUUACACAGUCCCGCUCUUCAGGCGGAGAUGCCAAAUCCUCAGAUGACAUGGUCUUUGAUGUGGCAGCUGACAUCCUGAGCAAACUGCCUGGAGACUUUGACUUGGAGGCUGCAAUGAGGCGCUUUCCUACCAGCUACAAUCAGAGCAUGAACACAGUGCUGGUGCAGGAGAUGGGCCGCUUCAACAACCUGCUCUCCACCAUCCGAGACUCCUGCAUCAACAUUCAGAAAGCCAUAAAGGGUCUGGUAGUGAUGUCUGCGGAGCUGGAGGAGGUGGUCAGCAGCAUCCUGAAGGGUCGCAUCCCAGGCAUGUGGAUGAAGAAAUCUUAUCCUAGCCUCAAACCGCUGGGAAGCUACGUCAGUGACUUCCUAGAACGACUCCAGUUCUUACAGGACUGGUAUGAUAAGGGCACGCCGGCUGUAUUCUGGGUCUCUGGAUUCUUCUUCACCCAGGCCUUUCUCACAGGCAGCCAGCAGAACUACGCCAGGAAACACACCAUGCCCAUUGACCUGCUGGGCUUUGACUUCGAGGUCCUGGACGACAGACAAUACAAACGACCUCCAGAAGACGGUGUGUACAUCAGAGGUCUGUUCCUUGAUGGCGCCCGCUGGGACAGAAAGACCAAGCUUCUUGCAGAGUCCUACCCCAAAGUGCUGCAUGAUCCCAUGCCUGUGAUGUGGCUGAAGCCCUUGAAGCGACAGGACAUUCCCCAGAAGAUGUGCUAUGUGGUGCCUGUCUACAAGACAAGCGAGCGGCGCGGCACCCUGUCCACCACCGGGCACUCCACCAACUACGUCAUCGCCAUGACGCUCAACUCCGACGUUCCUGCCGAGCACUGGAUCAGACGAGGGGUGGCCCUGCUCUGCCAGCUCAGCUCAUAGUCUGUUUGAUUUACGCCCAAUUAAAAGAGACUGAAAAGAAAGACGCCGGCUCUGUGGCUUCUCCAUGAAGCUAAAAAACAAAACUAAAUGAAUUCAGAAGUGACCAACGAGACUGAGAUAAAGAAUUCAAGUGUGACAGCUUUAGAGCAGGUAGUGAGUCUUUUAAUGAGCUAUUUGUGUUUCAGAUCUGGAGGAUUGAAGGAGCUGAUAUGUAAACAGACAGAAUCAGAGCCAGACGGAGGUAGAGUGAUGUGUGUCACUGGUACACAUGUUGUCUUGUCACCAGUUGUAAAAUUACAUUCAGGAGUCCAGGAUCUUUCAAGGCUUUAUUCUUCUUUUGUAAUGGGGACAAUGCACAGACAGGCAAACAGCAAGAUGUCGCAUUUUAUAUCCAGAUCACAAAAAAAAUGUACAAAGCAAACAUGAUCAUGGACUUUCAUUUUGCAGGGGUUUUCCCAAUAAACAGGUAGGGAAGCUUU
This is a messenger RNA of Mugil cephalus (flathead mullet), 12538 nucleotides long. RefSeq names its product dynein, axonemal, heavy chain 7 (gene dnah7). Gene Ontology annotation, molecular function: dynein intermediate chain binding; ATP hydrolysis activity; ATP binding. The coding region runs from base 75 to 12059 and encodes 3994 amino acids. Gene Ontology annotation, biological process: microtubule-based movement. The transcript has 66 exons. NCBI's taxonomy places the organism in Eukaryota, Metazoa, Chordata, Actinopteri, Mugiliformes, Mugilidae. The record is from RefSeq and is a predicted model, not a curated record. Gene Ontology annotation, cellular component: dynein complex.